This is a messenger RNA of Teleopsis dalmanni, 2119 nucleotides long. Its product is annotated as cell wall integrity and stress response component 4-like. The record is from RefSeq and is a predicted model, not a curated record. The transcript has 5 exons. The coding region runs from base 724 to 1749 and encodes 341 amino acids. Lineage: Eukaryota; Metazoa; Arthropoda; Insecta; Diptera; Diopsidae.
GAAAUUGAAUUUCUUGUGUUAAUGGUGGUUGCUGCUCUUUUGGAUCACAUUUUAAUUUCUUAUUAAAUUAUUUUAGUUAUAUAUUUUGAAAUAAUUUAUAAAAUAAGUAAUUAAUACAAAAGAAAAUUUGAUAUUAUUUAAAAUUUUAUUAAUUGCGAGCAAUUUGAACAAUUAAAACGCUUUUAAAAAAAAUGCUCAAUACAAGAAGCUACCAACAUUAAUGGCGAUGUAAAUAAUCUUAAAGACUUUUUUACGGUUUUAUUUACGUCCUUUACAAAAUCGGUAUUAAAAGAAAAAUUUAAAAAUUAUUUUCUUAUAUUACAUGUGAAGCUAAGAUAAUGCGAAGAAGCAAAUACACGGCAGUAAAUUGAAUGACAUUAAAUUGCUGGUCAAUUUAAAUUUUCCAGCGUCUUCUGCUGGGUAUGCAAAUUACAGUUCUUAAUUUGUUUUGUUUUUGGUUACGCUUUUUUCUCGCCGUUGUUGUUGUUUUUGUUGUUAUAAACAAGUGAACAGAAUUAAAAGUUAAAAGUCUUGUGUGCGGACUGUGAAACUGUUCAAUUUUGGAAUUUGUCUGGCCAGCUUAACUGGUUUGAUUUUAUACCGAUUUAGUUGAAUUUUUUUGUGUAAAGAGAAACUGGUGCCUCCGCUUUUUAAUGUUAUCGUCUUCAAGCAAUUUGGGCAAUUCUUCAAAGCAAAAUUUUAAAAGAUAAAUCUAUAAAAUAAAUGGCUUCAUCACGAAAUAGUAAAGGCUUUGGAUUACGUAUGCUAUGGAUACCAGGACGCAAACAUCAGCAUCCGAAAGGUCGUUACGAUUCCACAAAUAAGCAGGUAUCAUAUGCUGGAGGUAGAGGACAAAAAAAAAGCGAAAUAUGGUCCCUAGGCGGUAGCAGAACACAUAAAGACUUAUUAAAUGCCGAACCGGAUACAUCAUUACUUGACGGACCUUCCGGUUCAGGCUUAGCUCCUAUUAGCUGUGCUGCAAUCGGUGCGGCGGCAACAUGUAACCCAACCAGCAGUAAACCGGCAGAUUUAAAAACAUCUGAAGAGAAUUUAUUAAAUUUACCAAACACCCCCAAUAGCACCUCAUCCACAGCCCCUUUGGUGUCGAUACCAAACAGUCCAGAGGCAGUAGCAACUUCAACAGCUGUACCGACAACAACACCUGAAAGCACAAUGCCUGCUAAAACAGCGUUGCCACCUAUAAUUGUCACUACGACAACAGCUGAAAUAUUUGAAUCACGAAAAAAUCGUUUUGAAAUUCUAAACGAAAUUGAUAGCAAUAAUGUUGAAAUUGACGAAUUACCCCCAAUACCCAGUAAUUUAUUAUUGGAUACAUCUGGUGGUACAACCGCAUCUGCUGUAACAUCACCCUCGACUUCGCCUAUACGUUCAACAAAUAAACGUUCGGAUUCACCUGAGAAGAAGAAUAGUCAUAGUCGUCGUAAUCAUAAUAACAAUCAUCAGGAAGAUGUUAAUUCUAUCGAAAGCAUUGAAGAUAACGCUGUAGAUGAAAAAAUUAAAAACUUAGAUUGGGUUAAUCAAUUGCAGGAGGAACUUAACAAUACACAAGCGACUCUGCCGAAAACUAAAAAUAAAAAAAAGAAUAAACCCACCACAGCUAAAGAAAAGGAUCAACUCGACGGUGUGCCAACGAAAUCAAAGGGAAAAGAAUUGCCACCGGACGAAGAUGAAAAAGUGGUGAAAUGUCUGUAUUAUACAUUGAUGUGUUGUGAUUGCUCAAUCUCUUAAAGACAUUGCACAAGCACAAUAACUUAUUAUAAGUAUAACACUAAACAUUAAUACUUCUUACAUCAUUUUUUAUAGUAUAUAUAUAAUGUAUAUAAUUUUUUUUUCUCUCACUUUUUAAUAAAUAAGCAUAAACUUAGACUAUAAGAACUUUAAAAAUUGAAUUAGAAAACUAAACAACGAUUUUAUCGUUAAAGCAGUUAAUCAAAACGAACCUAAUGAAUCUCUUCAAUAUAAUUAAAUUAAAUUACUUAAUUAAGUAACAUUUGCCAAGCGUAACAAUAAGUAUUCCUCUUAAUUACUAAUGAAAUAUAUGAAUUCGAUAGUUAUAAGUAACAAAAAAUUAAAAAAGAAUAAGAAAAACAGAAUACAA